This is a messenger RNA of Owenia fusiformis, 5007 nucleotides long. NCBI's taxonomy places the organism in Eukaryota, Metazoa, Annelida, Polychaeta, Sabellida, Oweniidae. The record is from the annotation of a GenBank genome assembly.
UCUAAAUCACUUGUUAUUAUGAAUCGGAUACCAUAGCAUUCCCUAACACUACACUAACACAUUGGAAAUGUUGACAUCUUUAGAUUAAGUCACUAUCCUGGCUCACUUCCUCGAGCAAAAUAGUAGAAUAAAGCAGAGUUUUCUUCACCACGAAUCACAAGUCCGGAAUAUAGGUCAGGGUAAAAGGUAACCCACGUUAGUUUAUCGAAAACAUGGAGGAAGGAAGCUCGAAAACCGAGUUGCAGAAAUUGAGGGUUGUUGACCUCAAGCAGAAGCUAACUGCAGUGGGACUGACGACAACAGGGUUGAAAGCAGACUUGGUGAAUCGGCUCCACCAGCACUAUUUACAGGCUGCGCCAGCACAACCAGAUGUAUCCAGUCCACCAGCCAUUGGAUCCCCAGAUAUGGGGCAACCAGGGAUGUUUCAACAACAACAAGGGAUGCCUGACCCUCAACAAAUGAUGAUGGACCCUCAGUUAAUGGGACAGCCUCAAAUGAUGAUGUCACCACCUGGAAUGGAGCAGCGCCAGAUUGAACAACCGCAAAUGAUGGGACAACAGCAAAUGAUGGAACAGCAGAUGAUGCAGCAGCAAAUGAUGGAGCAGCAGCAAAUGAUGGAACAGCGAAGGAUGGCUGAGGAGCAGCAGCAAAGAGAACAGCAGCAGAAAAUGAUGGAACAGCAAAGAUUAGCCGAGGAACAGCGAAGAAUGGCAGAGGAGCAACAGCAAAGAGAGCAACAACAGCAAAUGAUGGAACAGCAAAGAUUAGCAGAAGAACAGCGGAGAAUGGCUGAGGAACAGCAGCAAAGAGAACAUCAACAGCAAAUGAUGGAACAACAAAGAUUAGCCGAGGAACAGCGGAGAAUGGCUGAAGAGCAGCAGCAAAGAGAACAGCAACAACAAAUGAUGGAACAGCAAAGAUUAAUGGAAGAGCAAAAAUUGAGGGAACAGCAGCAACAACAAAUGAUGGAACAGCAAAGACUUAUUGAAGAGCAAAAGCAAAGAGAGCAUCAGAUGAUGGAACAACAACGGUUAGCUGAAGAGCAGAAACAGAGGGAAUUACAUAUGAUGGAACAGCAAAGGCUUGCUGAAGAACAAAAACAGAGGGAGCAACAGCAGGCCUUGGAGCAGCAAAGAUUAAUGGAAGAACAGCGUCAACGUGAGCUUCAAAUGAUUGAACAGCAAAGGGCCUUGGAAGAGAAACAGAAAGCAGAACAGCAAAGGCAAAUAGAGGAACAGCAAAGGGCAAUGGAACAGCAAAGACAAAUUGAAGAGCAGAAACGGAGAGAGAUGGAACAACAAAGAAUGCUUGAAGAGCAGAAGCAGAGGGAACAGCAGCAACAAAUGGAACAGCAAAGAAUGCAAGAGGAGCAAAGACAGAGGGAGCAGAGAGAGCAACAAGUUAUGGAACAGCAAAGACUGCAAGAGGAGCAAAGACAAAGGGAGCAACAGCAAAUGAUUCAACAACAGAGAAUAAUAGAAGAACAGCGACAGAGGGAGCAACAGCAGAUGAUAGAGCAGCAACGUUUGAUUGAAGAGCAAAAGCAGCGAGAACAGCAACACGCUUUAGAACAGCAGCAUCGUCAGCAAGAGGAACAGCAAAGAAUAAUGCAAGAACAGCGUAUGCGAGAAGAACAGCAAUUAAUGGAAGAAGCCCGGCAGAGGGAAAUUCAGCAACAACAAUUAGAAGAGCAGAAACAUCAAGAGCAACAAGCGCAACAAUCUCAAGUUACUGUUGCAGCAAUGCCGAUACCCCCACCCAAUCUCAGCAUGCCUCCCCCAGGGAUCCCAGCAGCCAAGCCCCCAGGGCUUCCCCAGCAGUUCCAACUUCCCCCAGGAGGUAUCUCAGAGCUGAGUGAAGAGGAGAGGGUGAACCUUGCCCAGCAGCAGAGUAGAUUCCUGGAGCAGCAAGAGCAAGAGAGGAUUAAGAUUCAGCAACAACAACAACUACUCAAGGAGCAAGAAAAGGCAAUUGAUGCUGAGUUACAGCAGAAGGUCAUGCUCCAACAACAGCUACUGGAGGCUGAUAAACAGCGCUCUGUGAUGGAGCAGCAACGGCUGUUAGAACAGCAGAAAGAAGCAUUGGCCCUUCAGCAACAAGAGUUGCUACAGCAGGAGAAGGAUCGUCAACAACAACAGGCAUUGCUAGCCCAGCAACAACAGCAGCUAAUGAAGGCGGCCCAGGACAGACAUCUUAUGGAGCUACAGCAACAGGCCUUACUUGAGAAGCAACGUGAAAUGGCGAUCCAGAAACAACAACAAGAAGCAGAGAUGCUACACCAACAGCAGAUUGCAUUGAUAGAACGACAGAGGGAGGAACAGGAGAAGAUCCAACAGCAGCAGCGUAUGAUAUCUGAGCAACAGCAACAACAAAGAUCUGCUCCCCUUCUAGGGCCUCCACCAGGCAUGCAGCAGCAAGGUCAACCUCCUGCAGUCCAGGUACCUCCCCAGGGGCCACCUGCUCAGCCCCCUCAAGUUCAACCACCAGGCAUGCAGCAAGCUCCCCAACUGAUUCAACAGCAGGGUCCUCCAAGACCUAAGACACCACCUCCUCUUAUGUCCCUAGAGACUGUACCUCCACCCAUACCUGUCAAGGUAGAAUUACAAGAGCCCAAGGAAGUGAAGCUACCGCCUGCACUGGAGAAAGUUCUUGCAUUCAAAGAAGUCCGUGCCCAACAGAUUGGCAUCACUCAAGAGGAGUUUGAGGAAGGUGACAUCAUUCAAGAUGAGGCUGAAGAGCCAGCUGUUGUAGAAGCAGAAAAAGGGAAAUCAGCAUUCAUGGCGGACUAUGGACAUGCCACUGAGAAGGAGAAACCUGAUACAAAAGAGUCCAAGAAUAAGAAACGCAAGAAGAAGAAGAAGCGUGCCAAGCAUAGGUGGGCAGAACAAGAAACGAAGAAAGAGGAGGUCACUCAGAAUGAUGACGAUGACGAUGAUGUUGAAGUGGAGUAUGUGCAGGAAGAACUGCACAUUGAUCCAUCUGAUCCCAACUUCAGGAUAUUCAAUAAGAUCUUCAAGGCUUUCAAGAUCACGGAAGAGAAGCCAGUAGAGCCAAUAAAAGAAGAACCAGUUGCUCCUGUUGUUGUCAAGAAGAAACCAGAGGAAGAGAAAGAUGAAGAUGACGAUGAUUCUGAUGAGGAACUGCCCAAGAAAGACGAUGAUGAUAAGCCAAAACUCUCAAAGAAGAAAAUGAAGAAAUUGAAUAGACUAAGCGUAGCAGAGUUGAAACAGUUGGUUGCUAGACCAGACGUCGUGGAAAUGCAUGAUGUCACAGCUCAAGAUCCAAGGCUCUUGGUCCAUCUGAAAGCAACCAGGAACACUGUCCCAGUGCCACGACAUUGGUGCUUUAAGAGGAAAUAUCUACAGGGGAAACGUGGUAUAGAAAAGCCACCUUUCGAGCUACCAGAUUAUAUUCGGGCCACUGGGAUCAUGGAGAUGAGAGAGGCUUUACAAGAGAAGGAAGCUGAGAAAUCCAUGAAACAAAAAAUGCGGGAGAAGGUUCGUCCAAAGAUGGGAAAGAUUGAUAUUGAUUACCAAAAACUUCACGACGCUUUCUUCAGAUAUCAAACCAAACCUAAGAUGACUAUGCAUGGUGAUCUUUAUUACGAGGGUAAAGAAUUUGAAACAAGAUUAAAAGAAAAGAAACCUGGCAAUCUCAGUGAUGAUCUCAGGACUGCUUUAGGAAUGCCCAUAGGUCCAAAUGCAGACAAGUUCCCUCCACCUUGGUUAAUAGCCAUGCAGCGCUAUGGUCCUCCACCCAGCUACCCUAAUUUAAAAAUACCUGGACUCAAUGGUGCAAUACCUGAGGGUUGUUCAUUUGGCUACCAUGCUGGUGGAUGGGGCAAGCCUCCUGUUGAUGAACACGGCAAGCCUCUGUAUGGAGAUGUUUUUAACACAAGCACUGGUGAGGCUGUUGCCCCAGUGACAGAAGAAGAAAUAGAUAAGACUCAUUGGGGAGACUUGGAGUCUGAGUCUGAAUCAGAAGAAGAGUCUUCAGAGGAAGAAGAAGAGGAGGAAGAAGCUGAUAAAUCGGGGCUUAUUACUCCGGGAGAUGCGGGUCUUAUUACUCCAAGUGGGGUGACAUCUAUACCUCAAGGUCUGGAGACCCCUGAAAUGAUAGAGCUGAGAAAAAGACGUAUUGAGGACCUUAUGGAGGGAGGAGACACUCCUGCACAAUUAUAUCAAGUUUUACCAGAAAAACAAAGAUCUGUUGGCUCAGGCAUGAUGGGAUCUGCACAUAUGUAUGAUAUAUCGGCUGCUGCAGCUGCUGCUGGUAGGAAAGGUGACAAAGUUGCUGAAGGUGUUGAGAUUGCCCUUAAUCCUGAGGAGCUUGAUCUUGACACUGCAGCCAUGCAAGCCAAGUAUGAUGAGACAAUGAGGGAACAACAGUCACAGUUAGAAAAAGAAGAUUUAAGUGAUAUGGUGGCAGAACAUUCAGCAAAGCAGGCCAAGAAGCGGAAAAAGCAACAAGCAGAAAGUGAAAGAAAAGGAGCUAAAAAAUAUAAAGAAUUCAAAUUCUAGCAUAGACUUUCACUUUACAUUUUUAUUUUAUAUCCAAACAAUCAUGAUUCAUCAAUGGACAAGGAUGUAAACAACUACGAACAGUGUAUACGACUGAUAUAAGAACUUUUACAGCCAAACUUGUAUCGAUACUUUCUUAUCCCAAAAUAUCUCCGUUGAACUGAUCCAAAAUCUAUAAUAGUUAAAUGCUAUUAAAUAGUGCACAUUAAUUUUGAUCAUUGAACCCAUUAUAUUUUCAACAUAUACAAUUUUUUCAAUGGAAUUAUCUGUUCUGUUCUCUUUUCUCUAUAGUUGUAAUUCAACAUUUUGAAUGUUCAUAAAUAUAAUGUUAAAAUCAGCUUGUACUUCGCUGUAAUCAGAUUUUCUGGAAAGGUCUGACAAUACAUCAAUGAUUUGUCCUUAUCAUGUACCAUUCAAUUAUUAGCCACAUGUUAUAAUGUAUGCUAUUUAAUAUGAAUACAAAAAAAUAAAUAAAAUAUAAAAGCCA